AUGGUUGAUCAGGUCCAACAUCAUCCUAGAAUCGUUGAGAAGAUUGCAGGCCAACUGCAUCUUCGUUCCAGCCUUCAUUCGUAUAACCAGAGGUGCUCAUUUGGGAAUUACUCAAAUGCUGCAUUGCAAAAUCCGUUGAUGCCAACAUGGAGAGCUAAAAGUGAUGUGUAUAGUGUUGCAACAACAGUCUCUCCUGUCUUUGUUGCAGCUCCAGCUGAGAAGGGACAUUUCCUUAUUGACUUCCUCAUGGGUGGAGUUUCAGCUGCUGUGUCCAAAACUGCUGCUGCUCCCAUAGAACGUGUUAAACUCUUGAUACAGAAUCAGGAUGAGAUGAUCAAAGCUGGUAGACUUUCUGAGCCUUAUAAGGGUAUUGGUGAUUGUUUCAAGAGAACAAUGCAAGAAGAGGGAGUUGUUUCCUUGUGGAGAGGUAACACUGCAAAUGUCAUCCGUUAUUUCCCCACUCAGGCUUUAAACUUUGCAUUCAAGGACUAUUUCAAGAGACUUUUCAACUUCAAGAAAGAUAAGGAUGGUUAUUGGAAAUGGUUUGCCGGUAAUCUGGCCUCGGGUGGUGCGGCUGGUGCUUCGUCUCUUUUGUUUGUGUAUUCCCUUGACUAUGCCCGUACCCGUCUAGCUAAUGAUGCAAAGGCUGCGAAGAAGGGUGGAGAAAGGCAAUUCAACGGUCUUGUUGAUGUGUACAAGAAGACAUUGGCUUCUGAUGGUGUUGCUGGUCUUUACCGUGGUUUCAACAUCUCUUGUGUUGGAAUCAUUGUGUAUCGUGGUCUCUACUUUGGAAUGUAUGAUUCCCUCAAGCCAGUUCUCCUUGUUGGAUCUUUGCAGGAUAGCUUUUUCGCUAGCUUUGCACUUGGAUGGCUCAUCACCAAUGGUGCAGGUUUAGCAUCAUACCCAAUCGACACUGUUAGAAGAAGGAUGAUGAUGACAUCCGGGGAAGCUGUCAAAUAUAAGAGCUCCAUGGAUGCAUUUUCACAAAUCCUCAAGAACGAGGGUGCCAAGUCCUUGUUUAAGGGAGCUGGUGCUAACAUCCUCCGUGCUGUUGCUGGUGCUGGUGUGCUUGCUGGUUAUGACAAGUUGCAAGUGAUAGUGUUUGGAAAGAAGUAUGGAUCCGGUGGUGCUUAA
This is a messenger RNA of Abrus precatorius (Indian licorice), 1134 nucleotides long. Its product is annotated as ADP,ATP carrier protein 1, mitochondrial-like. The coding region runs from base 1 to 1134 and encodes 377 amino acids. The transcript has 3 exons. The record is from RefSeq and is a predicted model, not a curated record. Gene Ontology annotation, biological process: mitochondrial ATP transmembrane transport; mitochondrial ADP transmembrane transport. Lineage: Eukaryota; Viridiplantae; Streptophyta; Magnoliopsida; Fabales; Fabaceae. Gene Ontology annotation, cellular component: mitochondrial inner membrane. Gene Ontology annotation, molecular function: ATP:ADP antiporter activity.